AUGGCAAAUGCAAGUGACGAGUUUAGACUAGUAUCACCAAACAUAAAUCAUGAAGGAAGAUUACCUAGAAAAUACACAGAUGAAGGUCAAGGUGCACAAAGAAAAAUGUCACCACCAUUAGAAUGGUACAAUUUACCACAAGACACAAAAAGUUUAUCACUAUUAGUACAAGAUAUUGAUGCACCUAUUGUACCAUGGGUUAUUUGGGUUGUGACUAAUAUUCCACCAAGUUUAAAAAGUUUGCCAGAAGGUUUUUCUGGUAAUGGUGAAGAAUAUGGUCAUGUUAAAGAAGGAAUUAAUGAUGAAAAAGUCCCAGGAUGGCGUGGACCUAAGUUGCCAAAUCAUGGUCAUAGAUUUGAGUUUAAGCUUUUUGCUUUGGAUGAUGAGCUCAAACUUGGAAACAAGGUGACAAAGGAUAAACUACUAGAAGCUAUGGAGGGUCAUGUUCUUGGAGAGGCUCUUAUGACUGCCAUAUUCUAAUAGAAAACCUUUGAUGCAACUUCAAGUAGCUUAUAUUAUAUUACUUGUUGAAGUCCAAUAAUAGUAUUUUUACUUUUAAGAAAAUACAAACCAUCAUUUCGAAUGAUGA
Messenger RNA from Solanum pennellii, 589 nucleotides. RefSeq names its product UPF0098 protein CPn_0877/CP_0992/CPj0877/CpB0906. NCBI's taxonomy places the organism in Eukaryota, Viridiplantae, Streptophyta, Magnoliopsida, Solanales, Solanaceae. The transcript has 2 exons. The coding region runs from base 1 to 480 and encodes 159 amino acids. The record is from RefSeq and is a predicted model, not a curated record.